Molecule: messenger RNA, 648 nt
Organism: Sorex araneus (European shrew)
Lineage: Eukaryota; Metazoa; Chordata; Mammalia; Eulipotyphla; Soricidae
Product: transmembrane emp24 domain-containing protein 11-like
Exons: 5
Coding region: 1-648 (215 amino acids)
Biological process (GO): Golgi organization; intracellular protein transport; endoplasmic reticulum to Golgi vesicle-mediated transport
Cellular component (GO): endoplasmic reticulum; COPII-coated ER to Golgi transport vesicle; Golgi apparatus
Source: RefSeq, a predicted model, not a curated record
AUGCAAGUCCAAAUGUUUCUGCUCACAGUCUGGUUUUCUCUCACGGGCGCCUUUUACUUCCACAUGGCAGAGCGAGAGGAGAAAUGCAUCAUUGAGGACAUCCCAAGCGAUACACUGAUCACAGGCACCUUCAAGACUCAACAGUGGGACAUGGGCAGACAUGACUUUCUGGAAUCUGCCCCUGGCCUGGGGAUGUUUGUCACGGUCUCCACCUACAAUGAAGAGGUAUUACUGUCCAAGUUAUACAGCUCACAAGGAACUUUCCACUUCACUUCCCAUUCGCCUGGGGAACACAUCAUUUGCUUAGAAUCCAACUCCACAAGGCUUGUGUCAUUUGGAGGGAGUAAGCUGCGGGUCCACUUAGAGGUCCACGUUGGGGAGCAUGACCUGGACACAGUCAUCGCACAAGCAAAGGACAAGGUCAAUGAAGUCAGCUUCAAGCUGGAGCAUCUGAUUGAGGAGAUGGAGCAGAUAGUCAGAGAGCAGAACUACCAGCGGGACCGUGAGGAAAGAUUCCGGACGACCAGUGAAGACACAAACAGCAAUGUCCUAUGGUGGGCUUUUGCACAGACGCUGAUCUUUAUCGCAGUUGGAAUUUUCCAAAUGAAGCACCUAAGAGAUUUUUUUAUAGCCAAGAAGCUUGUUUAA